UGCCGUGAAAAUUUGAUCAACAAGCAAUAAGAAUGACACUUGCGCGAAUGGUAUGACGAACUAGACCACAACUACUUUUGUGAACUUUGUGCCGGAAGUGGGAAGCCUACUAAUGAAGAUUGGCAAAUGUGAGUAAGUUGGUUACUUUUCUACGCUAAUUUUUAUGAAUUAACCAAACGUAUUUCUGGAUCCUCCUAUACUACAUCAAAUAAUUUUUUCCAUAAAAUGAGUAUGUUUCAUUGCCUUUUGGAGGAAUUGAUGGAAAGUUCAGAUUUGGAAUUAUCUGGAAUGACAAAAAAAAUGAAACAGAAGUAUGACAAAUAUUUUGGAAACGUUGUCAAAUUGAAUAUGUUAACUAUUGUGGCUGUCAUUCUUGAUCCGAGGCACAAAAUGGGGUUUGUGUUAUUUGCAUUAGGGCAAAUGUAUCCUGGUGAAGUUGGUGUGCAAAUGAAGAAAAAGGUGCAAGAUAUAACAAGUAGCAUGUUUGAAGAAUAUAGAAAAAUGGUUGAACCUCAAGAUGGAAGUGCUUCUAAAUCCAAGGAGACUAUGGGCGGUGCUUCUAGUGAGGAGAAUGUCAACCAACAACCUGCUGAAAAAAUGAAAAUGCUGAUGGUUUCUAGAUACAAAAAAUUUAGAUAUGAAAUUGGUGGUGAAGAUGCAAAAUCAGAUUUGGACAAGUACCUUGGAGAGGAGGUUGAGGAUGAUCAUCAAGGAUUUAACAUUUUGAAGUGGUGGAAAGACAAUGGUAAUAGGUUUUCCAUUGUAGCAAACAUGGCACGUGAUGUGUUAGCUAUCCCAAUUUCAAUUGUGGCUUCAAAGUCUACUUUUAGCACGGGCGGACGUGUCUUAGAUCCAUUUAGGAGUUCUUUAACUCCUACAGUCAUAGAAACUCUGAUUUGCACUCAAGAUUGGUUACGAGGCUCACGUGAACCAGUGAAUGUUGAAGAAAAAUUGGAAUAUAUCGAAAAAAUUGAGAAAGGUAUUUGUAAGAUGACAGUGGGGAAGGAGCCAUCUAAUGCCAUGGAAGAGUAAUUGGUAUGCUGAUGUUUUACACUUUUUUACUGAACUGAUGAUAGUUUGUGAAUGUUUUACUUGCACUGAAGUUUG
Molecule: messenger RNA, 1107 nt
Organism: Tripterygium wilfordii
Lineage: Eukaryota; Viridiplantae; Streptophyta; Magnoliopsida; Celastrales; Celastraceae
Product: zinc finger BED domain-containing protein RICESLEEPER 2-like
Exons: 3
Coding region: 226-1032 (268 amino acids)
Molecular function (GO): DNA binding; protein dimerization activity
Source: RefSeq, a predicted model, not a curated record